AAUAAAUGUUGAUUUAUGAAAUAUACAAAUAAAACAAACAUAUUACCGAAACGAAAAGUGCCCAAUAAUUUUUGAAGCAGCCGCGUGCAAUUUGAAAAUUGAAAGCAGAGCAACAGACAACGAGAGAAAGGGAAUACAGAAACAUCCAACGUCGGCAGCGACGUCAACGUCAACGGCGUGCGAUGUCGUUGAAUGCAAACGGUAAAAUAUCAUUCACCCAACAGAAUUUCGCAGCCGCCUCAACAGCAGCAAUAACAACAAUAAUAACGCACAACAUUUACUGCGUCGCAGUUUUUACCGUUGAAGAAGAGAAAGGAGCAGAAGAGGUAGCCAAAGCAGCAACAGCAACAGCACUUCUUGUAGGCGAAAAGCGAAUUUAUAUGGAGAGAAAAAGAGAAUAACAGACACGAGGACGACACUCAAUAAUUAUUAAAGCGCAUUGGCAACAACAAAAGUGGCCAUCGUUUGUUGUUGUGUAUUUGUGUUGUGCGAAGAGAAUUGCGAUUUAAACAAAUACGUGAAAUUGUGAAUUUGCGCAGCAUAUAGAGAAAACUUGAUUCACAUAUAUACACAUCCACAUAGCAUAUAUGGUCUCAAGUAAAGCAGACAUCGUUCUCGCAAGGAAACGUUAUUGAACUGAACGCACGGACGGACGGCGCAGCCAGCAGAAAGAGGAGAAGGAGGCGGGGGGCUUGUUCUGCUGGCCGGGCGUGUGGUGGCGGAGGAGGUGGGGUCAACAACAAUACCAACAAGAACAACAACAACAAAAAAAAGCAGCAACAACAACAAUUAACUGAGACCAACAACUGUCCACCCACACACUGAAACCCCCACAAUCUUGAUCUGUCAACACACAGUCACAAAAAUGAUCUCAAACAAGAAAACGUAUGCAAUGAAAAUGUUGCAACUGGCACUGGCCUUGAGUCUGUUGCAUGCGGACACGGAUUAUACGCGCAUAAUCCGCUUGCGUCGCUGGGAUGCCCAACUGGAGUUACCCCAUGGCGUCGGCUGGGAAUUGGAAAUGUUGCGCACCGUGCCCAUGAUUGAGACCCAACAGCCGUAUGGCAAUCGCAAGGGUAUAACGCUGCCGCCACCACUCCUGGACGAUCUGUUGGGCUACGAUGCUGAUGAUGCACUGCAUUAUCUGGUGGAAGCAGCGGGCGCAUCGAGUGCCAAGGAAUACAAAUUGCCCACGGGCAGCUUCAAUGCCAGCACCUUUGUUAUGAAUCUACACAAUACGACUGGGAAUAGCAGCGUUCAAACUGCUGCCUUGCAGGAUUUGCAGAGUAGUCCGGGCAGUGGCGCCACCGGUUCGUCGACGGCUGGGGCCGCAGUAGCGGCUGCCGCCGCCUCGACGGGUAAUGUGGCGGGUGCAGCAGCAGCAGCUGCAGCACUCGGUGAAAUUCACAUUGAUACCACGAGUCAUCAUCAUCUUAAUAAUAAUAAUAGCAGUACACCGGGUGUUGGCUCGCCGGAAUUGGAUAUAUUUCUAUCGCCCGAUCUACAGCAGGAUCAGCGUUCGAUUUGGGAACAGAACAUCGCCGAUUUGCAUGAUUAUGGGGAUUUGCCGUACAGCAGUCCGUAUGCCCAUCUACCGCUGAAGGAUGGCCAGAACAAUAACACCCAGCAGCUGGACCUCAGCCUGGCUGCCUUCCUGAACGGCUUCGCAGGCAAUGCCCUGCCACAUCCCUCAGCAGAUGCGCCCAACGCACUCAACGACAGCACGCCGCAUCCCAGCAAUGCGGGCAGUUUGACUGUACAACAAUUCGGACCGGAUGCGGAUGAGGACGAUGAGGGGGAUCUGAUGCUGAGCCAGCUCUUUGGCGAGAAUAACUCGGAUAUCGAAACAGCAGCGAAUGCCUGCGAAGUGGAAGGACUCACCAGCGACGAACCCUUCGGCAUCAUCAACGAAGUCGAAGUCGUCGAUGAGGAAAGCGAAAUCGCUGAAGUGCUUUACAAGCAGGAUGUCGAUUUGGGCUUUAGUCUCGAUCAGGAGCAAAUUAUCAAUGCCUCCUUUGCCAGCGGCAACAGUGCCGACAAGCAGAGCGCUCUGUCCGAGGACGAGGCUAAAAAGGAUCACGCCGAGGAUACCGUUAAGGAUGCCGACAAUAAUGAUGACGCCGAGAAACUAAAGGCUUUGACCGAUCUACAGCAAGAUGAGCCGUCGCUUGAUCUGGACGAUUUGCCGACUGUUUGGAAAGGAAUUCAAUUUACUAUUGAUAAUGAAACUGGUGAAUACAUACGCUUACCGUUGGAUGAGUUGCUCAACGACGUGCUGCAACAACUUCCACUCGAAGACGAGGAGUUAGUGAACGAUUCGGUUGCAUCCACAUCGCAGGCUGCUGCUGCUGCCGCUUUGGGCAGUCAACCGGCGACGCGUAUUGUUUCGGAGACUGGUGAAGAUUUAUUAUUUGGAUCCGAUCCGAAUCUUAAGUGCAGCGACAAGGAUAACGAGGCCAGUUUCUCUUCGAGUGAUUUUGAGGAUCUGCAGGAUUCGGUCGGUUCGAAUCUGUUCGAUUUAGAUGAGGAGUCCAAAAAGGAAUUAGAUGAAAUGUUGCAAUCCACAGCACCGCCAUACCAUCACGGCCCCCAUCCCCAUGCCCAUCACUCGCACCACCAUGCUGCCGCCCACCAUCAUGCCCACCAUCAAGCGGUGGUUGCCCACCAGCGAGCGGUGCAGGCGAGCGCCAACUAUGCCAGCAUGGGCAGCUCCACCGGCAGCGCCUUUCAGCGUCAGCCGCCAACUCCAGCUGGAUUCCAUCAUCAGGGCCGCAUGCAGCGCUUGAAUCGUAGCGUCUCCAUGGAUCUGGCCACCUAUUUCAGCCCCAUACCGACCAUGGGCGUGGUCGGUGGAGUAUCCGAUAUGCCGCCGUAUGCAUCCCACUACACCGGCUACUCGUAUCAGGGUCCAACUGGCGCUGCUGCUCCAGGAAUGCCACCCAGUGCUGCACAGCAAUAUGGACAGGCUGCUGUUGCAGCACCAUCUUUGCCGCCACCGCCGCCGCCGCAUCACAGUCACGGACACAGUCACGGUCACCAUGCGGCAAUGUUGCAUGCGAACUCCACUUUGGGCGAUCUCUGCUCCAGCCAGCCGCACUAUGGCCACAAUCUCGGCUCUGCGGUCUCAUCCAGCAUGCAUUUGACCAACGCCAGCCAUGAGGCUGAUGCAGCUGCCUCUGCUGCUGCCGCCGCCGCUGCCGCAGCUAGUAGCAACUACAAAAUGGAACAUGAGAUGAUGUAUUAUGCGAACACCUCGUCGGACAUGAAUCACACGGAUGGCCUAAUGAAUUCCUUUUUUAACGAUGAGGAUCUCCACUUGAUGGAUAUGACGGAAAGUUUCUGUCGCAUGGUGGACAACAGCACAAGCAACAAUUCAUCGGUGCUGGGUCUGCCCAGCAGUGGACAUGUCAGCAACGCGGGCAGCUCAACAUUGAAUGGCGGGAGUCAUGCGAAUCCCAAUAGUGUAGUUGCUGUUCCGGGUGCUAUUGUUGCUGGUGGCAUCACAUCGAUGAGUGGUGCAACAGGAGCUGCUGCUGGUGCCGCUGCUGGGGUCGUUGGUGCCACUGGUGGCAUGACCAGCGAUCUAUUGGCCAACGCUGCUGCUGGCGCUCAGGGUGGUGGUGGUGCACAGGAUCGCUUGGACGCGUCCAGCGACAGUGCCGUUAGUUCGAUGGGAUCCGAGCGUGUUCCAUCGCUUUCCGACGGCGAGUGGGGCGAGGGCAGCGACUCGGCACAGGACUAUCAUCAGGCCAAGUACGUUGGUCCCUAUGAUUUUAGUUACAACAACAACAACAACACCAAUACCAACACUCGCCAACCGCCCGUGGCACAGAAGAAGCAUCAAUUGUAUGGCAAGAGGGAUCUGCACAAACAUACCCCAACCGGAGCAACGCAGCAGCCACCAGUGGUGCAGCAGCAACAGCAGCAGCAACAACAGCCGCCGCCGCAGGUGCAACAACAGAGCAUCAAGUAUGAAUAUGAGGCAGGUGCCGCUGCGGCAUUCAGCGUUGGUGAGGCAGCCGCCAUGGCGCCCACUCUGACCAAGGAUUAUCAUCAGGCGUAUGGCAUGAGUGCGGCGAGUGCUUUCACCGCUGACUAUGGCAUGCCACGCCCCGCGCAGGGCAUUGUCAACCUCAAUCACACCUAUGCGCUGCCCCAAGGAACGGGCGGAACUCUGCCCCAGGGCAGUGGGUCGCUGAGCAGACCACAUCCGCGGGACAAGAAGCUAAUUGCAGGCAGCAAACAUUCAUCGAAAUCCGGGGAGGAGAAUCUCACCGAGGAUGAGCAUCUGUCGCGGGAUGAGAAGCGGGCACGUUCGUUGAACAUACCGAUUCCGGUGGGCGAUAUCAUCAAUCUGCCGAUGGAUGAGUUCAAUGAGCGUCUGUCCAAAUAUGAUCUGAGCGAGAAUCAGUUGUCGCUGAUCCGUGACAUACGGAGACGUGGCAAGAACAAGGUUGCCGCACAGAAUUGCCGCAAGCGCAAGCUCGACCAGAUCCUGACGCUCGAGGAUGAGGUGAAUACGGUGGUGAAGCGCAAGUCGCAAUUGAAUCACGAUCGCGAUCAUCUCGAGGGCGAACGCAAACGCAUCUCCAACAAGUUCUCCAUGCUGCAUCGCCAUGUUUUCCAGUAUCUGCGCGAUCCCGAAGGCAAUCCUUGCUCACCGGCUGAUUACAGCUUGCAGCAGGCUGCUGAUGGUUCCGUUUACUUGCUGCCACGCGACAAGGUCGACAACGGCACGACAGCAACAGCUGCUGCCAGCGCCGUUUCGGCCAGCAGCAGUAGCGUUAAUGGCCAACAACAACAGGCGCCGCAGCAGCAGCAGUCGUCGCUGCACAAUCAUCAGGGUCAUCAUCAGGCAGCACAGACAAUGCCGUCAUUGCAGCAGCAGCAGCAGCAACAACAAUCGCGCCUGCCGCCACACUUGCACCAGCAGCAACAGCAGCAAACGGGUCAUCAUCAACUGUUGCCACAGCAGCAGCAGCAGGCGCCACAUCAGCAUCAGCAUCACAAGGAAUGAAAGUAUCUGCUGCGAAUUGCCGCAACAACGGGUUGGUUGUCGAACUUUCAACAACAACAGCAGCUUCAGCAGCACCAGCAGCAGCAAGAGCAAUUGCAGCGGCAACAGCAGCAGCAGCAACAACAACAAUUUCAGCAGCAACAGCAAACGUACGAUUAUCGCUACGAUUUGUACAACAACAGUUACCUGUAUUACUAAGCCACGUUUGCUGCUGCUUCUGUCUGUUUGGCACAUUCUUAUAAUAUUAAGUUGUUGCUUGUCUGUCGCUUGUACGCAAUAUGUUGCAGGCAACAUUUGGUUGCACACAGUUCUGCUGCAAAGCCGUCGUGAGUUCCUGCAAUGGAAUUCAACUCAUUUUUAACUUAGUGCACAUCUCUCUUUCUCGUCUCUCUCUUCUCCCCCUCUCUCUUCUGCUCCCCCACUUAUGGUUUUACUUAGUCAACAAAGUUUGUUAUUUAUUUAUAAAUCCUUUUAAAUUCCCUCAUUUUUUUAUAUAAUUUUUAAAUGCUCCUUUCUUGGCACCCCUUUUCCUGAAUGAUUAUGAAACCCACAGCGAACAUUUUAAUGCCUUGUGAUAAAUAAUUUGUAUAACUUUAUGAAAUCUACAUCAUUUUGUUAAAAAAAAAGCAGCUGCUGACAAGCAACAAAUUAUUGAAAAUAAAUUUGUAAAACCCUCUAAAAAAAAAAAAUUACAAAAAAAAUCCUUAUACGCACACACACACACACAUAUAUAUAUAUAUAUACAAAGAAACUAUCAACGCGUCGUCCAACAGAAAUAUGAUGCUAAAAAACCAUUUACAUUUAAUUAAGAUUAGUUUGUAAAUUAAGCAAAAAGUGAGCACAUGUAUAAAUAGCUAUUAGACACAAGUUUUGUAAAGGUUGGAAAAAAAAAAAUAUAUAUAUAUUGCUGGACAUUUUAUAGACUCGCUAUUAAGACACACAAAGUAAGAAGUAAACCAUACAAAAAACAACACAGCAUAUUAUUUACUAAUAAUUUAAGGUAAAAAAAUAAAAAUAAAACAAAAAACUGUAAAUACAUACAAAUUAAUUUAGACUACUUAGUGUUUAUCAUCAAUGUAAUCCACUCGAGCAUUAGGCGAGAGCUAAUUGUAAAUUUUACUUAAAUCGUAAGGAAGAAAGUAAGCAGCAACCACAAAAUGAGGUUAAUGAACCGAUUCGUUCAUAUACAUUAAUUAAGUCCAAAACAAAAUAGAGAAAUAUUAAUAUUUAAUAUUCUUGCAAUAUCCUAUUGCCUAACAAAAUGGUUUAACUACAUAGAAACACGAACUUAUUUAUAAAUAUUAAAACAGAUCAGCUAAGAAGAAAAAAAAUACGGAAAGAAAACUAUUGUUAAAUACACCUAAUGCAUAUAUAUAUAUAUAUACGCAUAUGUCUACAUAUAUGUAUAUUUAAAUUGUUGCAAUUAAUUUCGCGCAUCUCAAAAUAAUUAUCGCAAAGUGAAAAAACAAAAACCAAGUGCGCAAACAAAAUAUACAAGCAAAACACAAAAACGCGAAAUUAUUUGUUGUAAAUUGUACUAAAUAUUUACUUACUAUGUCUAUAAACAUUUACACAAACACACACAACACACAUACACUUACAUACGUAAUGAAAUACAUUUACAUAUAAUAUUAACAUAAAUUUAUAUAAAGUAAAGUACUUAUGUUCUGAAUAUUUCAAGCAUUUCUUUCAUUUAGCGACGCAACAAGUCCAGUAGAAACAUUUUAGAAACGCAUCGCCAGAGUAGAGCAGCUGAUAAGGAUUAUCUAAGAGUUCCUUAAUCGAGAUUUCGAGAUUACAAAUCGUUAUACUAUAAUGCAAACAACUUAAUUGAUUACUUUUUGACAAACAAAUGAAGGAAAUAUUUGAAGGCCGAACAUAAAUAAAUCUAGUACACACUUGUAUAAAUGUU
Molecule: messenger RNA, 6929 nt
Organism: Drosophila grimshawi
Lineage: Eukaryota; Metazoa; Arthropoda; Insecta; Diptera; Drosophilidae
Gene: cnc
Product: segmentation protein cap'n'collar
Exons: 10
Coding region: 866-5017 (1383 amino acids)
Biological process (GO): regulation of transcription by RNA polymerase II
Cellular component (GO): nucleus
Molecular function (GO): DNA-binding transcription factor activity, RNA polymerase II-specific; RNA polymerase II cis-regulatory region sequence-specific DNA binding
Source: RefSeq, a predicted model, not a curated record